This is a messenger RNA of Onychomys torridus (southern grasshopper mouse), 2088 nucleotides long. RefSeq names its product E3 ubiquitin-protein ligase Topors-like. Gene Ontology annotation, molecular function: ubiquitin protein ligase activity. Lineage: Eukaryota; Metazoa; Chordata; Mammalia; Rodentia; Cricetidae. The transcript has a single exon. The record is from RefSeq and is a predicted model, not a curated record. Gene Ontology annotation, biological process: protein monoubiquitination; protein polyubiquitination.
AUGGCGGCCGAGCUUUCAUCGAACUGUGAGUGUCCUAACUGUUUGGAAGGUAUUCACAGUGAGUCUGACUGGAAUUCUUCUUCCAGAAGGAAAGAUGGCGCAACGCACGCCAGAUCAAGUAAGAAAUCCACACUUUCUCCCAUCAUGAAACGCUUUCUUUCUCAGUGUUAUUCCAACAGGCUGAAGAAGAAUAACAAGGAAGACCCUGGGUUUCUCCCUUCAGAGCAGGAAAGUUCCAUGGGCUUUUCUCAAAGACAAAAUCUCAGCGAGACAUCAAAGAACCCCAAACGGAAGACCAAACCCUUGAGAGAACUGACUAUCCAAGAACUACUGAGGAAGUUUGGAGACGGUGGGAAGUUCCCUCCGUACUCCAGGUCCUUGGGCCACUUUAGAAACCACGGGGUUGUGAAGUUCAGAAGAGCACUGUAUUAUUCUGGAAUCUGGGUAAAACAUGUUCGAAGCUCUAAACUGGAAAAGCACUUUUCAGCUAAUUAUUUCAAAAGAAAUCCCAGUAGCCUCCACCGGCUGAUUCCCUGGCUGAACCGGGAACUCACAGCUGUUUAUGGAGACAAUGGCUACACAGUUAAGAAUGUUCUAGCUGCUAUUCUCCAUCACAUGACAACGUUUAACUUAGACAGUGAAUCUUUCACUCAGCUACUGGAGCCUUAUCUUCUACAACAUACCCACCACUUUCUGCACGAGUUUAUCAGUUUUGUUCAUUCAUCUUACAGCAUGGAGACCUAUGACCAGAGCGCCGUCUAUCAGUGUCCUGUUUCAACAUGGAUGAAAAUCAAGAACGCUCUUUCAGCUCCAGUCUUGUCUUUUCCUGAGGAUCUCCCACUCAUGGUGUCUCAACAAGGAAGUACCAAGUGGUCUAAGAACACCCGGGUUCAAUGGAAUAAGUCUAGGCCGAGGCCUCCCCCUAGCUUGAAGCAGUUUCCAAAUGGCAAUAAUUCCUCACGAAAUCCCCAAACCUCAACAACCCAUCAGAAAAGACCAGACAAAUUCCAUGUCUGGACCGAAGACAAAUGGGAAUUAGAUGAUUUCAAGGGUGUGGUUUGCACUACCAAUUUGUUACUGGAUUGGGAUAAUCUCAGGGAAAGCAGCCCAGACACAGAGUGUUACAAAAACGAAAACCAAGAGAAGAGGGCAGAAGGCACAAAGCUGCUCCCGGGCCAUGUCCAGGACCCACAGAGGAGCAGAACAAGUUCCCACCUCCGCAGAGCAUCAAUGGAUUCUAAUCAGGUACCUCCAAGAAAGUACAAUUUAAGGAAAAGGAAUGUUUUGCGUCCUGGCCAACAGGUACAUUAUCAGAAAAAAGAAAAAAAGAAGCUUGAAGAAUCUUCAUCAAAGGGUAAUCAAAGAUUGCCUAGAGAAAGAAUCUUGAUAAACAGCAAAUCCAGAGAUAUGGAUCAUUCUAGUAAUUGCAUCUCUGGACCUUUCCCCUUUCCUACUAGAAAUGAUAAAAUGCUCGGUUCUUCUAGAAAAAAGAAGAGAAAGUACAACCAGUCUUCCCAGUGUGUAGAAGUUGGUUCACAACACAGUGCAAGAACCCAAAGUCUAUCCAGUUCCAGGACACCCAGAUCCAAAUCCUGGUGUGUUGAAUCCAGAAAGCGAUCCAUAAGCAGAGAUGGGGAUAAUCUCUAUACGAGGCGAAAUCACAGAAGGAAAUGUCUCACCCAAAAUAAAAGCCGUGGGCCAUCAACAGGAAGUGUGCACGGCUGUGAAUCCGCCUACAAGAUGGCAUCCUUGACCCCAGGCUACCAUGGCAAGGUUUGUUUAACCUCUGGGCAGAGACACAGCUGCGCCUCUACAGUUACCUGUGAUUCUCAAGUUGGAAGAGAAUGUGACAGUCUCACAGGCCAAUAGACUGAGAAGUAUCAGUCCCCAAGUAAGCCGCAGAAGAAAGGAAAGAACUCAGUCAUUAGAGCGAGGAGAAUCGGAACAGUUGGGCCCCAAAAAUCUCAUUGCCAGUGUGUGGGUACACAAACCACAGCAGAGUUCUAUGUUCAUUUGGGGAAUCUUAAUGAUCAAAGAUCAAUGAAUGGUCAUUCUAAAUGUGUGACUUCCUGUAGAGAGUGGGUUUAA